CAUGUGCACACACUGCGGAGCCGCCCCAGCCGCCGUCGCUGCAGCCUCCCGAUGGUCUCUCUGUAGAGCUUUGCCGUUGGGGGCAGCCCCUGCGGUCCUUUGGCUCGCUGGCCCCGCGCGACAGCGACAUGGAGGAAUUCGACUCUGAAGAUUUCUCCACCUCGGAGGAGGACGAGGACUACGUGCCGUCGGGUGGAGAGUAUAGUGAAGAUGAUGUGAAUGAAUUAGUGAAGGAAGAUGAAGUGGAUGGUGAAGAGCAGACACAGAAAACCAAAGGGAAAAAAAGAAAGGCUCAGAGCAUUCCGGCCAGGAAGAGAAAACAAGGUGGCCUCUCAUUAGAAGAAGAGGAAGAGGAGGAGGCCGAUGAGGAAUCUGGAAGAAGUAGCAGUGAGGAGGAUGAUGCAGCUGCAGAACAGGAAGAAGGCAUUGGAUCAGAGGACGCGAGGAAAAAGAAGGAGGAUGAACUGUGGGCCAGCUUCCUCAAUGAUGUAGGACCAAAAUCAAAAGUGCCCCCGAGUACACAAGUUAAACAAGGAGAGGAGACUGAAGAGACAAGUUCAAGUAAAUUGUUGGUCAAAGCAGAAGAGCUAGAGAAACCUAAAGAAACAGAAAAAGUUAAAAUCACCAAAGUGUUUGAUUUUGCUGGUGAAGAAGUCAGGGUGACUAAGGAAGUGGAUGCUACAUCUAAAGAAGCCAAAUCCUUCUUCAAGCAAAAUGAGAAAGACAAACCACAGACUAAUGUCCCUUCAGCUCUGCCGUCACUCCCUGCUGGGUCAGGGUUAAAAAGAUCAAGUGGCAUGAGCAGCCUUUUGGGAAAAAUUGGAGCCAAGAAGCAGAAGAUGAGCACCCUAGAGAAGUCCAAAUUGGACUGGGAGAGCUUCAAGGAGGAAGAGGGCAUUGGUGAAGAACUAGCCAUCCAUAAUCGAGGGAAGGAAGGGUACAUUGAACGGAAAGCUUUUCUAGACCGAGUGGAUCACAGGCAGUUUGAAAUUGAGCGGGAUCUCAGGCUGAGCAAAAUGAAACCCUAAUGUUAUGGGGGAAAAUCAGUAGCAGCUUAAUCCGGUUUACAAUGUGAGCUUUUUGUGCAUCUGUGAAAUGUUUCCGGUAUUUCUCACUGACUGUUUCCCAGCAAGGUCUUUUUUUGUACUUUGAAUCUGUGUCUUUGUAUCUUGAUCUCACGUGGUUUCAUUCAUUUUACUUUUAAAAGUUUGUCCUUUAAAAUAAAUAACUAAGUACAA
Messenger RNA from Equus quagga, 1238 nucleotides. RefSeq names its product craniofacial development protein 1 (gene CFDP1). Bases 129 to 1028 code for a protein of 299 amino acids. The record is from RefSeq and is a predicted model, not a curated record. NCBI's taxonomy places the organism in Eukaryota, Metazoa, Chordata, Mammalia, Perissodactyla, Equidae. The transcript is spliced from 7 exons.